Molecule: messenger RNA, 288 nt
Organism: Metopolophium dirhodum (rose-grain aphid)
Lineage: Eukaryota; Metazoa; Arthropoda; Insecta; Hemiptera; Aphididae
Product: lipopolysaccharide-induced tumor necrosis factor-alpha factor homolog
Exons: 3
Coding region: 1-288 (95 amino acids)
Molecular function (GO): zinc ion binding
Source: RefSeq, a predicted model, not a curated record
AUGACACCAUCACCUCCUACACAAAAUAUUAAAAGGGUUCAAUCGCCUGCUGGUGCAGCACCGCUUGGCCCAAAUAGUACCCGAACUAUAUGCACUUCAUGUGGCCAGAUAAUAUUUACCAAUACUUCUAGAAAAGCAACAUCUUCUGCUUGGUUGGGUUGUAUACUAUUGUGUAUUUUUGGAUGUGUUUUUGGAUGCUGUCUAAUUCCUUUCUUCUUGGACUCGUGCAAUGUUGUCAACCACAAUUGCCCAAAUUGUUACUCGUAUUUGGGACAGUACAGACCAUAA